GUCUUCAUCCUCGGCGUCAACUUCCCCGAGCGGAACCUGCUCAAGGCAAGCAACACUUCUGCCCUCACCCCCCAACACGACCCCCGGAAGUCUCUUGAGUCCUUCUUCGGUAUCGGCAACCAUACCUCCUCCCGCCUCCUAGCCCGCUUCAACAUCCACCCGACCUGCCGAGUCGGCGAGCUGGCCAACAAGCAGGUUCUUGACAUGACCGCCGUCUUGUCGGACAUGAAGAUUGAGAAUGAUCUGCGCAGAGAGGUUGUGAACGAUAUCAAGCGUCUGAAGGAGACCGGAACAUACCGUGGCCGUCGUCAUGCUUUGGGUCUUCCUGUUCGCGGACAGCGUACCCGCACCCAGAUCAAAACUCCUGUCAAGCUGAACCGCAUGGAGCGUCGUAUGUAA
Penicillium waksmanii is the source of this 399-nucleotide messenger RNA. RefSeq names its product mitochondrial 37S ribosomal protein uS13m. Gene Ontology annotation, biological process: translation. The transcript has 3 exons. The annotation marks the transcript as partial. NCBI's taxonomy places the organism in Eukaryota, Fungi, Ascomycota, Eurotiomycetes, Eurotiales, Aspergillaceae. Gene Ontology annotation, molecular function: structural constituent of ribosome; RNA binding. Gene Ontology annotation, cellular component: mitochondrion; ribosome; small ribosomal subunit. The record is from RefSeq and is a predicted model, not a curated record.